AUGAUUUAUGCUUCGACACUUCAAUUACAUCCCAGGUACCGUUCUGCUCUACAACACAUUCAUUUAGUUGCAAUUGUUAGAUCGAAAUACGUAAAGCAAUAUGGAUUGAACAACAUAAUGAAACCUGUCGUCAAAGAUUUAAAAAAAAUCGAAAGUGGAAUUAGUCGUGCAGAUGGAACGCUUAUCAGAGGUACAUUAAUCGCCACUGCAGGAGACAAUCCUGCGCAAAAUGCCAUAUGUGGAGUUAAGGAAUCCUUUGGAAAGACAAAGCAUAUGUGUCGUCAUUGCCUUGCAGACCUGUCUCAAGUCCAUACGAUGGUUGAGGAAGACGAGAGUUUGUUGCGGAAUAAAGAGGAUCAUGAAAGGCAAGUAAGAAUGAUAGAAAAUGCAGAUGGACAGGAAAAGGAGAAAUUAAUGACUGAUUACGGUAUUAACAGGAGGAGCAUUUUAAAUGAACUUUAUCAACAUGACAUAACUGAAGGAGCGCCUUCAGAUAUCAUCCAUGAUUUAAUUUUGGGCGUGAUACCCAAAACUAUACAACACUUGUGUCAGAAUGUAAUUUUAAAAAAAAUUUCGAUUGAUGAACUGAACAGAAGAUUAUCUUGCUUUGAUUUUGGCUACUCCGAAGUUGAUUAUCGUCCACCAACAUUGAAGGCCUCUCAUCUCACUCCUGGAGCUAAUAUGAAAUUGUCUGCAUCUGAAAUGUGGAUGCUAGCGUACAUGUUACCUUUUGUUAUCCAAGACCUCGUAGACGAAGAUUGUCCCUACUUCAGAAAUUAUAUAAGCUUACUUGAAAUAACGUCUAUUGUCUUCGGAUAUGAAAUCAGUUACGGUAUGAUCGAUGCUUUGGGUGAUCUAAUAGCGGACUACUUAACAACUUUUACUGAACUCUACGGUGCUGACUCAUUGAUACCGAAGCAACAUUUCAUGAUCCACUAUCCUAGAUUGAUUCGGCGUUUUGGUCCUCUAGGUACGUUUAUGUGUUUACGCUUCGAAGCAAAACACCAAGUUUUUAAACGAAUAAUACAAGGUAUGCGCAACUACAAAAAUUUACCUCUCACUUUGUGUGUGAGAUAUCAACAGAGGCAGGCACUAGAGUUACUUAAACCUUUUAUCAAAGAAAUCGAGUAUGGCAGUAGUAGCGGCAGUGUAUUUGACAAAAUCUAG
This is a messenger RNA of Leptopilina boulardi, 1167 nucleotides long. RefSeq lists its product as uncharacterized. The record is from RefSeq and is a predicted model, not a curated record. The transcript has a single exon. Bases 1 to 1167 code for a protein of 388 amino acids. Lineage: Eukaryota; Metazoa; Arthropoda; Insecta; Hymenoptera; Figitidae.